GGCUAAAUCGUGUCACUUCAAAUGGAACGUAAUUAGCCGGAGAAGAUGGCCAACGCCGCCCUCAACCACCGUACUCUUCCACCACACCGAUUCAUCGCCACGCCGCCGCCGCCGACGUCCCAUCCAACUACCUUGAAACUGAUUGAAGCAAAAAGACUGUUUCACCCUCUGGUUCCCCCUUCGUUAUCUACCCACAACAAUCUUCCAUAUCAACUGCGCAAAUAUAGCUCCGGUGUACAAUCAUGUCUUUCUUCUUCUUCUUCUUCUUCUUCUUCUUCUUCUUCUUCUUCUUCUUCUUCUUCUCCACCCAGGAAUGGGUUCAAUUCAUCCAUCCGGCUCUUCGUUAGUGGGCUUUCAUUUCGAACCACGGAGGAGAGUUUAACAAACGCAUUCAAAAACUUCGGUGAGCUCACAGAAGUAAACUUAGUGAUGGAUAAGAUAGCAAACAGGCCGAGAGGCUUUGCGUUCUUGGCAUACGCUACGGAGGAGGAGUCCAAGAAAGCUAUCGAAGGAAUGCAUGGGAAGUUUCUGGAUGGACGAGUUAUUUUUGUCGAGAUUGCCAAACCUAGAGCUGAACUCCGGCAGGGAAUCAGGCGGAACCCUAGCUAGAUAGAGAGCUGCAUUUAAUUGUCACGGGGUAAAUUAUAAGCCAAGAAUUUUUUGUCUAUUGUACUGGGUAGAUUGAAUGAGGAAACGGCGUGUAGUUCGACAACACGAUACAUUAUUGUAACACCAUCAAUGAAGGCAAACAUAACAUAUACAUUGGCUUCGGACAA
Messenger RNA from Erythranthe guttata (spotted monkey flower), 776 nucleotides. RefSeq names its product RNA-binding (RRM/RBD/RNP motifs) family protein. Gene Ontology annotation, molecular function: RNA binding. Lineage: Eukaryota; Viridiplantae; Streptophyta; Magnoliopsida; Lamiales; Phrymaceae. The record is from RefSeq and is a predicted model, not a curated record. Gene Ontology annotation, biological process: chloroplast mRNA modification; cytidine to uridine editing. Gene Ontology annotation, cellular component: chloroplast.